CUACAGAAAUCAAUUGAAAGCAUUUAAAAUGAUAAAAGAAUUAACAAGUGACCCGAUGAGGGGCUCACGCACUAUUGAACAAAUAAUGGAAAGAAAAAUGUUUUUACUUCACAUGAAAAGAUUAGUACAUAAACCUCUAGUAGGUUUCACUAUUGCACAUUUGGAAGGUCUUCAAUUAGCUUUUCGUUUUGCAACAUCAAGAUAUUCUUCUGUAAGACAAACGGCUCAAAAAUUGCUGGAUGAUUCAUUUAAUUCUUGGCCUUAUUCCUACAAAUUUUUUGUCGAUAAUUUGGUCAAAUUACUUGAGGAUAAAACAAAAACGACGGCACAGUUUAAAGGUGUUUUACACAUACUUUCAAAGGCAAAAGAAACUUCAAUGAUUACAACAGAAGAUGAAGAAACAACGUUAAGUAUUUGGCCAGUUUUGUCUUUAGCUGAAUCGCCAGAUCCAAAUAAACAAUCAAUUGUAGCUCUUUUCGAUUUUGUCCAAGAUUUGAUUAUCAAUAAUCAUACUUCUUUCCAAAUUGAGUUUAAGUUUCCUAACACUGUUUUUCAAUUUGCUGAUGCUUUACUCGAAGAUUACGAAGGAAGUGUACAUAUAGCUUUACCGUUGGUUUCUAGAGAAGAAAUUGAUGGAUCGUUAGAAAGGGAAACAAAAAUAAAUGCAGAACAUACAAGUACUUAUCUUUCAAUUGCGAAAAAUCUGUUCAACAUAUGUUGCGACAAAAAUUUACAUUUCCGACAACUUUUUUUUGCUCAUAGUCUUUUGAGACUUUUAUUACGUCAAGAUAUUAUGUUACCAAAUAAAAUUGUGCUUCAUUUCUUUGAAUUAUUAAUAUCUGAUUUAACAAGAACUAGAAAAUUAGCAAUUAGUUUUUGUGUUCAUUGGUUUAAAAUCAACAAGCACAAGUCAAAUAAAAUCGUUAAAAAUAUUGAAUUGGAUGAAGAGGGAAAUAAUGGAGUUGACGCUAAAUGGCCGAUUAAAUUCGGAAUUAGAAGGGACAAUAGUUUUCUUCUUUAUAAUGCUGAUGAAUUACCUAGUGUUCAAAAUGAAUGGGAUGAGUGUGAAUUUCACCACGUGAGGAUUUUUUAA
Meloidogyne enterolobii is the source of this 1093-nucleotide messenger RNA. The record is from the annotation of a GenBank genome assembly. Lineage: Eukaryota; Metazoa; Nematoda; Chromadorea; Rhabditida; Meloidogynidae.